Lacerta agilis (Sand lizard) is the source of this 7623-nucleotide messenger RNA. It is a transcript of the gene ZNF865, whose product is annotated as zinc finger protein 865. The record is from RefSeq and is a predicted model, not a curated record. Lineage: Eukaryota; Metazoa; Chordata; Lepidosauria; Squamata; Lacertidae. Bases 282 to 3212 code for a protein of 976 amino acids. The transcript has 2 exons.
AGGAUUGUGGGUACGAGGGGAGGGCAGGAAACUGCCUUCUUCCUUGGGGAGGGAGGUUUCCGGUUCCGGCCGGGCCUGUGUGAGUUGCAGCCUGGCAGUGCCCCCUCUACCCCCCCACCCCAGUGGGAACAGAAACGCCCCCCGCGUUCGCUGGGGGCAAGGCGAGGGCCAGGGGGCUUCCCCCCAGCACCAAUCCUGCCGCACAAGGAACAGCCCCUGCCGGGGGCGCGGAGGAGGCUGGGGCAGCGCCACACACCGGCAGUGCCCCCUCCCGGGCGGAGAUGGAAGCCAAUGCAGCAAGCGACGAGGGUGUGCAUUUCCAGAGCUACCCCUUCGACUUCUUGGAGUUCCUGAACCACCAACGCUUUGAACCUAUGGAGGCCUACAACCACGAGCACGCCAAAGCAGUCGCCGCCCUUCCCUGCCCGCAGCCACAGUACGACUACACCCAGCCGCCCGCUGCUGCCCCACCUGCCCACUUUGACCGUGUCCCCACUGCCGUUGGCCCCUCCAAGCCCAAAGCCGAAGGCCCAUCCUCCUCUUCCUCUGCUGCCUCAUCUGCCAACGUUCAAGUCAAGAAAGCGGAACCGGGGGCUCCUGUACCACCACAGCAGCAACCACAGCAGCAGCAGCAGCAGCAGCAACCACCCUAUACUGGUCCAGCAGUGGUGCCAGCAACAGGCCAGCCUCUCUUUGAUAGUACAGCUGCAGCUGCUGCUGCUGCCGCUGCCUACAACACUCCUCAGUGGGGCAUUGUGGACCUUUCUGGCCACCAGCACCUCUUCAGCAGCCUGAAACGUGGGCAGGCCACUCCCCCAGCUACAGCCACUGUUGCCACUGAUAGCCAGGCGGGCAAAGACGACAAGAACUACUUCCGGCGCUUGAAAUAUUUCAUUGACCGUCGUUUCCCGUGCGGCGUGUGCCAGAAAUCCUUCAAGCAGUCGUCCCACCUUGUGCAACACAUGUUGGUACAUACAGGCGAGCGGCCCUACGAGUGCACCAUCUGUGGCCGUACCUACAACCACAUUUCCAGCCUCAUCCGGCACCGCCGCUGCCACAAGGACACCGAGGAUGCCACGGCAGCUGCCAACGCGGCGGCUGCUAACGCGGCUGCGGCAGCUGCUGCUGCUGCUGCAGCCGCCGCGGCCGUUGCCACCAACGCAACUGCUGCUUCUGGUGCCGAGGGAGCAGCUCAGCCUCCUACUCAGAGCGGCAACCCUCAGGUGGUUCCCGCAUCCGCUGGGACGGCAGCCGCAUCCGCCCUCAGUGCUGCCAUAGCUCAGGCGGAAGGCCCGUUCACCUGCUCUCUCUGCUGGAAGGUGUUCAAGAAGCCAAGCCACCUGCACCAGCACCAGAUCAUCCACACGGGCGAGAAGCCAUUCUCAUGCUCCGUCUGCCAGAAGAGCUUCAACCGACGCGAGAGCCUAAAGCGGCACGUGCGGACCCACUCGGAUCUCCUGCGAGUGCAGUGCGGGGUUUGUGGCAAGGAGUUCCGGGACGCUUCCUACCUUCUGAAGCACCAGGCUACCCACGCGCCACCCGGAACUUUGCCGCCACGCCCUGAGUACAAGUGCGACAUCUGUGGCAAGGGUUACGUGGCUCCCCAGAACCUCCUGCGCCAUCGUCAGCUGCAGCACGAGGGAGCCCAGUUGCCCAAGGACGGCACCAACGCCCUGUCCUACCUGCCGCCGGGAGCUUAUCUCCUCCCGCAAGACCCGCAGGCUACCGGUUCUGAUGGCGACACCAAGCCAACAUCCUAUGGGCUCUUGGGUCACCCGCUGCUGGUGGGGACGGCAGCGGGCAAGAACUUCUGCUGUGGGAUCUGCGGCCGCGGCUUUGGGCGCCGGGAGACACUGAAGCGCCACGAGCGGAUCCACACUGGGGAGAAGCCUCACCAGUGCGCCGUGUGCGGGAAGCGCUUCCGCGAGUCGUUCCACCUCAGCAAACACCACGUGGUGCACACACGGGAGAGGCCCUACAAGUGCGAGAUCUGCGGGAAGGUGUUUGGCUACCCGCAGAGCUUGACCCGCCACAAGCAGAUCCACCGGCUUCAGCUGCCUUGCUCUUUGCCACCCAUGGGGCCCUCGCUGGCACCCAUGGGUCCUUCGCUGCCGCCGCCUCCCGAAGGGCUAACCUACGGCUGCUCUGACUGCGGAGAGCGCUUCCCCGAUCUCUUCCACGUCAUGAGCCACAAGGAGGUUCACGUGGCCGAGAAGCCGUACCCGUGCGACGUCUGCGGCAAGUGCUUUGGCUUCAUUGAGAAUCUCAUGUGGCACAAACUGGUCCACCAGGCUGCCCCCGAGCGGCUCCUACCACCGGACGAGACGGCCGCGGCAGUGGCACCACUGGAGAACGGGCUGGCCACUGGCGACAACAUGACAUCUUUUGAAGACCACCACCCCACCUUGCCCAGCGGGGAGCGCUUCUCCUGCUCCAUCUGCGGCCAGACCUUCAAGCAUUUCCUGGGCCUCGUGACCCACAAGUACGUUCACCUGGUGCGGCGCACGCUGGCCUGUUCGGUCUGCGGGCAGAGCUUCGCGGGGGCCUACGACCUGCUGCUGCACCGCCGUACCCACCUGCAGAAGCGGCACUUCUCCUGCCCGGUGUGCGGCAAGCGGUUCUGGGAGGCCGCCCUCCUGAUGCGCCACCAGCGCUGCCACACCGAGGAGCGCCCUUACCGCUGUGCAGUCUGCGGGCGUGGCUUCCUACGCUCAUGGUACCUGCGCCAGCACAAAGUGGUGCACACCGGCGAACGGGCCUACAAGUGCGCCCUCUGCAACAAGCGCUUUGCCCAGUCGUCCAGCUUGGCCGAGCACCAGCGCCUCCACGUGGUGGCUCGGCCCCAGCGCUGCCCCACCUGCGGCAAGACCUUCCGCUACCGCAGCAACCUUCUGGAGCACCAGCGGGUGCACCUGGGUGAGAAAGUCUACCGCUGCGACCGCUGCUCCAAGAGCUUCUUCUACCUGUCCUCCAUCCUGCGCCACCAGCGCUCCCACGACGCCAAGCGUGAGCUGCGAUGCGGGGCCUGCCUCAAGCUCUUCAAAGACCCCAAGUACUUCAGCAAACACGUCCAGGCCCACCAGGGAGGGCGGCCCUUCAAGUGCAGUACCUGCGGAGAAGCCUUCUCCAACACCUAUGGCCUCAAGAAACACCGCCACAUCCACAAGAUGGAGCGCUUUGCUGCCAUGGGAGGCCACAAGGAGCAAGCCUAGCGCUGGGGGCAGGGGAAGAAAAUGUGGGCGGUCCUUUAUCCUGGUACUCGAGGGUGGGAAGAUGAGGCUAGUUCCUGCCUGUUGCGAGCCACAAGGGCAGGCGUUUCCCUGUAGUAAGAUGGCAGUAAGAUGCUAUGUUUGGGGAAGGAUAUGGGAGAGUCCUCAAGUCACAAUUGCAUGGGGCAAUCCAUGGAGAACCAGGGGUGCAACACAGGAUUGGUUUACGUAGGUAGCCGCCCUGGAUCUUGGUUUUCCCCAAAUAGCUGUUGUCCUGUCCAUCCUGGAUUCCCUAGUGUAAACAUGAUAGGAGAGGGUGGCUGUCAUAGAAAUUACCCUUUCUUACCAAGAAUGGAUGGACAUUUGUUACCUUUUUCCAGGAAGUGCGAGCAGGGGAAUGAUGUUCUUGUGGAAUAAUAAGCCUAGAUACUGAAAGAGAGAAGAAGCCAGUCUAGGUUCCCAUUUGCAGGAUGAGAUGGCUCUUCCUUUCCUCCAUUUAAGUGUUAGAGCCAAUUCAUAAAUUUCAGUAGAGGGCAGGACAUGGUACAGUCCUUCAGGAGCGCUUGCCAAAUUUUACCGUGAACCCAGCCACCUGAUCUAUGCCAUAUAGGUCUUGCUUCCUUUCUGGAGGAAAGACAUUGAUUUGGGUGCUUUCUUUACCCCUGACAAUGGGCCACUUGUCCUCUUUCAAAUACCUUAGUUGCCCAUGGGACCUGGUUGCUGACAGAAGAUAGUUCCCCCCCCCCAUUUACCUGUGUAGGAAAUUAGAGGAGCUUGCCACACCAUAAAAUAUCUACCUGUCUUCCCACCUCCAGAACAGUUACCACUUCAUAAUGCAGCUGGAGGAUCAUAAACCUGAAUGCUCCCUCACAUUAAAAACAAAACACUCAUAGGAAACAAGCGAGUGGAGGGUGGGUUCUAGCCUAGCCUUCUCCCUGAUAGCUACCUUUCCACAUGCAGGGAGUACAGUAUUGAAUAUGAAAGAGCAUUCAGAUAUGUCAUCCCCCCCCCAAUGUAUCUUGAAGUGGUGUAGGCCCGGAAAGACUGUACCAUGUGGCCUUUUCGGAAUUUUCAAAUUGACACACCAGUUUGCUAGUGUGUGUUGCCUUCCCCUCCUGCCAGAACCUCAUAUGGUUGUGGUUGCGUAUGAAGCUGAGCGAGAGGAAAGCAAACGUACCUGGUGGCUCUGCAUCCCAGGCCACAGUGAGAUAUGUUGCCUUGGUUUGCCCAGCACAUCCAGUGCUUCACCCACAGUUCUUCCACUCCCACAAGCCCAUCCUCUUCUUGGCAACACUUUUGGCGCCCUCACAUCAGAUAAAUGGCAGACUUAACUUGUUUGUGGCUGGAGUACCCCACGGGGACUUUUUCAUCCUCAGUCUUAAAUCGUGGACCUUCUUUUCCCCCACUCAAACAGGAAUACUGGUCAGGUAUGGUCAAAAAGAUUCUUCCAAACUCUCUAGCUCCCUGGCAUGGCUCCCCAGCUCCCUCUCUAGGCGCCGCUUGUCACCCUCUGGUUCUGAACAGGCAGAAGAGGAAGCUGACUUACUACAUGCAACCAAAGAGUUCUAAGAGCACACCCCCUUGUGGACGGUGGACACCAGGUGGUUCGCCUUUCCCUCUCCCUCGUGAUCCAAGUUGACCGUCCACAUUUAAUAAGACAGUUGUGACGGGGAAACAUUACUGCUUUUCCAUGCUGGAGCAUUCAGAGCGUGAAGACUUUUUUUCAGGUGGCAAUACCAAAGGUGCCUCCUUGCCAUUUCUGGUCUACAUCCCUGCAUCUGCAUCCAUAGUUCCUACUUUGGCGAGAUGGACAGUCCAAGGAUAUGAGGACCCAAAGAUGCUUUUAUUAUUCCAGUGUGGUUGCCCAGUGCCUGGAAGAAGAGGGAAAGGGGGAUGUUGCCAAAGUUGCAGAGUUGCCUGGGGAUAGAGAAUUGUCAUAGAAAUGGACUUGGCUGGGGGGGCGGGGGCGUUCCUUAAAGGAAACCUCGCAGCAUUUGGUGACCCAGUGUCCUAUUUGACGAAGAGUGUGAAGAGCAGAAAGGAGAUGGGAAGAGGGUUCAGCCUGUUAUUUUCCAGCCUUGUUUCCACAUUUCCCAUGCUGGGUCAACUCCAGGGGGAAACUCUUUGUCCAUGUUGAGUCAGACCCAGUUAUCUUAAUGUCUCUGACAGACUGAAAUACUACUGACUAAUGUCCUGCCUCCAAAAGUGGCUGAUACUGGAUGUUCUCUUUCUUGUUUUAUCUUUAUACUAAAGUUUUAAGGCCUGAACUUGUAGCUGAAAUUCAGUGGAUUCUCCCUAUGGUGGUGGAUAUACCUCUCCCUGCCUUACAUGGAAACUUUCCAUAUAGAAUUUUCCCUCCCUGACUUUGUAAUUUGCCAAUAGAGCUGAGUUUAAUAUUAGAGUCUCCUCCCUCCUUAUGAAUACAAGUGUAUCUUGUUUAUACCAUACCUGCUUCAUAGGAAGAGCUGCUUCUGCAUUGAGUUGAGCAUGGUUUCCACGGAAAGAUGUGGCAACCCCAAAACUGAUGACCUGUUCUCAUACUAAAGGCUGUUGUUUAUACCAUCCACUUUUAUUACCCAGGAAUAACAAGCGAGUUCACAAUAACUAAUCUAGUAGAUGAUUUGUCUGUCAAAUUGUUUUUUAAGUGUAGGUUCCCAGAUGGACGAUUGAACAUGACAGGGAGAAACAAGUCUUAUGCAUUCCCAGAUGACCCAAGACAAAAAUACUAUGUUUCAAAACCACAACAUAACAUUGGCUCACACAUAACAGGAUUUCCAAUGGAUUUUCCCCCCUCCAGAAUAAUUUACAGGCCUAAAAUAUAGAAGACAAAUUUCCAUACAACUAUGGAAUUCCUGUUUCAAUCACAAAAUUUAUAUUCAGCCAGGCCUUGCCUAUGAGAAUGGUGUUCUGUUUCCUACAGUUGACAAAAUGUAGUCUUGACUUUCACCCUAAGUUUUUUAAAGUUUUCUUCUUUAAAAAAAAAGAAAAAUGGUUUUAACGUUUUCUGACCUUACAAGAGCAAUUACUGCAUCUUAACACCCCUUAAUCACCUCCUGUAUUCACAAUGGUUAGAAAGUGGCAAGAGAGAGUUCGCCUCCCCACUCACCCUUUUAAUUUUUUUAUUUACAGGUGAAGAGAGGCAGCUGAGGACAAAAUGGCUAUCUUUGUUUCCAGCCAAAAUUCUAAUGCCAGAGAGCAGGCACUCUGCUCAUCUGCCUGCUGUCACCUGUUAAGAUCAGGUUUGCUUAAGAAAUGAAGCUUGUGCCCACUCUUCGUUCUAGGAGUGGUUUGAUUUUUCCAAGUAUGUUUCCCUGUUCUCCGUUGUAGUUUGGUUUGGAUAGUUGGUGCGAUGUGAAAUUGCCAUGCCUCACUCUCAUGUGAAAGAUGCUAUUAAAAAAAAGAGCUGAACAGCACUUCAAAUUUUCCUCUAUAAGAGGAGUAGAGGGGUCAGGGGAUUGGAGAGUAAGAGGCCCAGAAGGCGGCAUUCUUUGGCUUGAAUUCUGUGAGGAAGUUCUGCAGGGACUAAGGUCAAAGACAGGUGUUCCAGGUUUUAAUUCUGGUUGGGCAAUGGGAUACUUUUGAAGACCCAGUUGGAGUACACGAUCAAGACUUGCCAACUAAUCUUCCCGCUUCACUGCUCUGCCUUUUAUAUAAAUAUACCUGGAUGGAUUCUUAGUUCUGAAGUGUGUGCAUCACUAGGAUGCUGGCUGUCCUACAGAUUCUCAUCACCCCUGAUGCCUUGCCUGCUGUGAAUGGGAAUUGUGAAGAUCCUUCUGUCUUCUCCCAGCAUCAGACCUGACGUUUUAAGAUGCCGCAAGACACACAAUCAUCUGAACUUCCAUCAACCCUCCAGUUUAUUGGGGAACAUGGAUUCUCUGGUUCUGACAGCGGGCGAUGUUUUCCCACGCUCCCCACUCAUCCCAAACUGGGAGAUGGACAUUUUUGAGACAGGACUCAAACAUUCCCAGACUGUGAUCUCUGAAAGAGUCCUGCUGCAGAUAGGAUCCAACCCAUUGCAAUCAUGUUAGCAAGAUGACUUUUUAUAUUAAUACAGAUCUAUAAAUACAUACGUUUAUAUAUAAAUACUUCUUUUUCUAACUACCCCUUUUCCCCAUUGGCCAUAGGAAGUGCAGUACUUUUGGUGCCAAGAUUCAAGUCCCUUAUGAUAACGUGUACUAAAAUAUAAUAUGUAUAGGACCCCCUCAUUGUCCAUGCAGCUGAUGGGCCUGGACCGAUAUAACCUGUCCCGUCCUCCUUGGUGGUGCCCCUUUGGGAACUGUACAGCGUGUGUUUUUCUCAGUCGGGGUUAGGGGAAUGGGAGCGUGUGUUUGUGUUUUAAACCAAGCUAUUGUUUUAAAAGUGUCUGAUUUACGAUGUACAGACUAAACAAACAUUAAAAAAUAAGAAUUGGAAA